Molecule: messenger RNA, 2364 nt
Organism: Malassezia restricta
Lineage: Eukaryota; Fungi; Basidiomycota; Malasseziomycetes; Malasseziales; Malasseziaceae
Product: 6-phosphofructokinase 1
Exons: 1
Coding region: 1-2364 (787 amino acids)
Biological process (GO): fructose 6-phosphate metabolic process; fructose 1,6-bisphosphate metabolic process; canonical glycolysis
Cellular component (GO): mitochondrion; cytoplasm; 6-phosphofructokinase complex
Molecular function (GO): AMP binding; ATP binding; fructose-6-phosphate binding
Source: RefSeq, a predicted model, not a curated record
AUGAAUGAAAUACAAGGGCGUCGACUUGCGAUCCUGACGUCAGGAGGCGACUGUUCAGGCAUGAACUCGGCUAUAUGCGCAGUUAUUAAGAUGGCUUUGUAUAAAGGACUCGAGGCAUUUGUCAUUCGUGAAGGUUUUGCAGGUCUACUGAAAGGUAAUCGCAAUCAGGACAUUCUCGCCGCCGAGGAAGCGAACUUGGGGCAAAAUGCAUUAUCGUAUGGAUGUGGUGACUUUUUUCGUUUAGGAGAUCUGGGUGGCGGCGAUUCUAAGUUCCACGACCAAUACAUUAUCAGGGUUGGCUGGGACGAUGUUCGUGGUUGGGAGAACCAAGGUGGAACGCUGAUUGGAUCCGCACGAUGCAAAGAAUUUAUGAGUCAGGAGGGACGACUGCAGGGAGCUUUCAAUCUCAUUAGCAACGGCAUCGACUCAUUAGUCGUUUGUGGCGGCGAUGGAAGUUUGACGGGGGCCGAUAUUUUCCGUAAUGAGUGGCCGUCUUUGGUCGAGUCACUGUUAAAACAAGAUCGAAUCACGAAUGAGCAGGCUACCAAAUUUCAAUAUUUACACAUUGCUGGUCUCGUUGCUUCCAUUGAUAAUGAUUUGACUUGCACAGACUUGACGAUUGGCUCAUCUACAGCAUUGCUGCGUAUUUCCGAGUCUCUUGACUCGAUUUCCAGCACGGCAUCGUCACACAGUCGUGCCUUUGUGAUCGAAGUCAUGGGUCGACACUGUGGGUGGCUUGCAUUGAUGGCCGCCACUGCAUGUGGUGCAGACUAUGUCUAUGUGCCCGAGAGACCUCCUCCUGAGGAUUGGCGCCAACACCUUCGUGAUUCGCUUCUUGCCAUCCGUGAGAAAGGUAAACGCAAGUCGAUUGUUAUUAUUGCUGAGGGCGCUAUAGACGUACAUUUGCAACCCAUCAAGCCCAGUAUGGUGGCAGAAGUGCUAUCUCAGGAUUUGCAUUUGGACACGCGAGUGACGACGCUUGGACAUACACAGCGUGGUGGACGGCCAGAUGCCAAUGAUCGUAUUUUGGCAACUCUGCAAGGCAUUGAUGCUUUAAGGGCAUUGUUGGAAGAUGAACCGGGUAAACCAUCCUAUAUUAUCGGUAUUCGUAAGGGUCGCAUCAAGCGCCUUCUCUUGCGUGAGUCGAUCCAAUCUAAUGGUCUUUUGGCGAAGGCUAUCUCGGACCAACGUUUUGAGGAGGCAUUAAGUCACAGGGGCUCCGAUUUUCGUGCAGGUCUCGAUACAUUUACGUACAAUGCCGCUGCUGUACCUUCGAUGCAUGAGCCAUCAAAUACCUUUCGUAUGGGUAUCAUGCAUGUCGGUGCGCCUGCUGGCGGGAUGAACACGGCGACACGUACGGCUGUGCGCUUCUGUCUUCGACGUGGUCAUACACCUCUUCUGAUCAACAAUGGCUUUGUUGGAUUGCUUAAGGAUCUGGUGUUUAAGGCAACAUGGCUCCGCGUUGAUUCAUGGGCAUCGUCUGGUGGAUCUGAGCUCGGUGUGAACCGUGUUUUACCUAAUGUGGAUUUGCAUGGUGUGGCGAAGCAAUUGCAAAAGCACAACAUCCAGGGUCUUUUGAUUAUUGGAGGUUUUGAGGCAUUCACUUCGAUCAAGAUACUGAGUGAAGCCCGCCCUGAAUUUCCCGCGCUCCGUAUUCCUUUGAUUGGCUUGCCCGCGACCUUAUCGAACAAUGUGCCUAUGAACGAGUACUCGCUUGGCACAUAUACAUCUCUCGACGUAUUGGCACACACUUGCGACAUGAUCAUCCAGUCAGCAUCGGCAUCCCGAAACCGAGUGUUUGUUGUCGAGGUACAGGGUGGUCAAUGUGGUUUUGUCGCUGUCAUGGGUGCCUUGGCAACGUCUGCCUCGAUUGUUUAUACACCAGAAGAGGGAGUGAAUUUACAGCAGCUCAACGAAGACAUUCAAUUCUUGCACAGGCGAUUCAGUCAAGACCCUGAAUUUGCCAACGAUGGACGCCUGGUAAUUUGCAAUGAAAAAGCUUCGUCUGUAUACACCGCUCAGAUGAUCGCACAAAUUUAUGGAGAGGAGGGUCGUGAUGAUUUCGACAGUCGCUACGAAAGCCUUAGUCAUGUGCUACAAGGAGGCAUACCAUCGCCACUGGAUCGCGUUCAGGCUUCUCGGCUCGCUGUGAGGUGUUGCGAGUUUUUGGAGCAGCACGCAGGUUCUUCCUGUGCAUGGGACCCGCCCUCAGCCAUGAUCGCGGUCCGACAAGCAGAAACAAUCAUCACACCGGUCGCACAAAUGGUGGACCAUGCAGACUUUGCCAAUCGGCGAGGCACAGAUUUCUGGUGGAACCAAUGCAAAGAAUACGUGGAGAUCAUCAGUGGUCGCAAGUUCUUAUGA